AUGUCUUUGGUGCAUAAGGGCGGCGAACCUGUUGAGCAGGAGGCGGUGACAGAAGACCAGGAAGCGAACAUUCCUUUUGAGGAAUGUACCUGCCCUGCAUGCCAACAGAAAUUUGGCUCACAAGACAAGGACGCGCCGCCAGGUUCUGUUCUUUUGGUGACCGCUUCGAAAUGCGCCAGUGACAACUGCCGCGUCCUGUGUCUACGAUGCUUCUACAUCAAGCGGGGAUCGUUUGCCAAGUUGACCUUGAUGGAAUUCCUCACCAUGCUUUACACAGAGGGAGAGUGGAUGAGCGUGGAUGAUUUUUUCCAAGAGAAGGCUCCAGCGGACGUUAAAAAACGCGUGAAAACCUUGGCUGCCAAGAAGAACUGGCUGGUGAAAGAAGCUCAGCCUGCAGACGUGGUGGACAAGGCCAUGUCGGAAGAGCCCGAGGAGGCUGUGGACCCCAUUGAGGAGAUGCCCAGUGAAGCCGAAUCUGAUGCAUCCUCCGGCAGUGGUUUCUUUGGGGUCAAACACGCGAAGCCUGUCAAGGAGAAGCAGCCUGAUGCCAGGACAGCACCAUCGAGAGGUCCUGUGAAGCCUGAGGCAGAAGAAAAAAAACAUGAGAAAUUGUUGGCGAAGGCCAAGUCGACCCUUAGCACAUUGGAGGCAUUGUCUCCAAUGGCCAUUUGGCAGGGCACUGUGAAGGAAAAGGACAUUGGAAGCCGAUUGGAAAAGGCCGGCCAGGUCAUCACCAGCCUUGAGAAGGAUGGCCGUGAUGAUGCCAAGUCUCUCAUUGCUGAUUUGCAGACGUCCAUGAUGGCUGCCGAGACCCAUGUGCAGCUCCUUUGCACAGAUAUGGCCUAUGACUCUCUGGACGAGUUGGACAAGAUUUUGCCACAUGUUGUCGACAAGGUGGCCAAAUUGCCAUCAGACUGCUUGAAUGCCAUCAUGAGUGAUAUUGGCAAAAAAGUGAUCCAGGACUGUGACUUGGCUCAGGGGUCCGUGGCAGAUACCUUUUUCUUCGACUUCAUCAGUUCGGAUGAUGCGGAUGUGAAUGCCAAGGAUAAGGGGCUUUCAUUGCGGGCUUUGCUCUGUCGGCGCGAUUCUUGUUCUAUGAGUCUGGUGGACUUGCUGAAGCUUCAGUGCUCACUUGGCAACGCAUGGAUGGACAAGAUUAAGUCAUUGCAGCCACAAGACGUGGACAAGUUUCUGCGUUCAAUUCCUGGCAAGCUGUGGAAUCCAGAGCUUGCGAGGAAAUGUGCAGAACAUCCCACUAGCGAUGCCCUUCACGAAGACUACAAAGUGCUGAGUCCCAGGGUCGUCAUUGACCUUCACAAGUUCCUGAGCUGUGCCAAAGUUUUGGAUGAGAAGGAACCAUUGGGCAUUGAGCUGGUCAGGAGCCUGAAGACCAUUGAGAAUGCUCUUGCAGAGUGCGACACAAUGGUUUCAGAUUUGACAGUGCUGGGUGAGCUGCUCCAGCAGUUUGCGAAGGACAAGAACACUCCGGCCCUGGAGCAGGCAGAAACUCAGAUCCAGAAAUGCCAGCGAGCAUUGGACCUGGUGAGCAUUUGCAAGACUUCGACGCAUGAACUUGCUCCUGGGAAGGUUGAGUCUUUGACGCGAGCAGUGACACUACUUCAAGAGACAGUCAAUGGCACGUUGCGUGCAUCUGACAAGUUCAGGUCCUUCGUGGAAUCACUUUGGGCUGCGGCUGACGACCUCACAGUGCCUGAUGCUACAGUGGCAUUCAGCAGUGGGGACCAGGAGGUUGAGAUGAAUGUGAGAUGCUUUUUGGGAUUCCUGACUGUUGAAGGCGACAACAGCUUUCUGCAGGAAACAGCGCAGGCCCUCUAUGACUACAUUCUUGCUUGUCCCAAUGCCGAGUCUUUGGCUUUGCGUGCGUGCUGUGACUUUGCAUCAAAACUUGAGAAGUUGGCUGCCAGGAUCACUGCAAAGGAAGUGGCCCAGGAUGGUUGGGCUCAUGCAUUUUUGACAGCCGUGAAGCGCUUCAACACCAAUUUGGAGGCGCUUGCUUCCAAGUGGAUUGCAGCUGUUUUGCAGGAGAAAGGUGCCGAUGCUGCUUGGGGCUAUGUCAGUGGCUGCCUCCCGAAUCUUCCCAAGUACUUGAAGUCUCACCAGUCCAUCUUGAUGCAAGCUUCGUUUCUGGAAGGGCUCACUCAACCGAAGGCCACAGAUGACCUGAGUGAGUUGUCAAAGCAGUUGAAGGCUUAUGUCACCAUCAAGACAUCCAUUCAGCACAAGGCCUUGAGUCAGCUCUUCCCUGAGCGCUUGGAGAAGGUGGUGGAGUUUGAGGACCACACGUCCAAGAACAUCAUCACAUUCUUGCAGAGGUUCCGGAAGUCCGAGACCAACAAAGCCAAGGUCCACAUUGACCAGCACAGGCCAGUGCUUGCUGCUAUUGAGAUGUGGCAGCUGGAUGAGCAUAAGUGGAUGUUCCAGGAGGAGAACAAGGAUGCCCAAGCGCUGAUUGAACUGCUCAUGGACUUCAUGGAGAGGACGUUGCCCCACUGCACAUUCUUGAGAAACUCUAUGGCUUUGAAGACACCUUCCUUGAAGUCCGAUCCUGUGAUGUUGGAGCUGUCUCAGACACAGUCAGAUUUGGAGGCUGGCGUGGCCAAGAACCAGAUUGCCUUCAUUGGUUGCACCCAGACAGUGGUCGAGUAUGAGAGCGCACCACCGGAGGAGCAAUUGAAAGCGGCCAGGGAGUCAGCCGGCUUCAUCAGCAAGAGCCUUGGGAUGUCUGUGAAGGACUUGCCCGAUCAGCUGAGGACAAGGUUCGAGUUGUUGGGAAAGAAGCUGCCUUCUCAACCAGAACCAAAGCGGAGGACAGCUAAGCGGACACCACCGGCUGCUGGUGCCGGCGCCAAGGCCGAACCCAAGGUCAAGGCGGCAAGAAAGAAGAAGGGUGAGGCUGCAAUCUGA
Durusdinium trenchii is the source of this 2925-nucleotide messenger RNA. The record is from the annotation of a GenBank genome assembly. NCBI's taxonomy places the organism in Eukaryota, Dinophyceae, Suessiales, Symbiodiniaceae.